AUGGCUCAAACUCUAUAUUUCCCUCUUCUCCUCAUUGCUCUCUGCUCCAUAUCUGAAUGUGUUCAGCGUCAGUAUCACUUUAUAAAUGAGACGAAGAACUGGACUGAAGCGCAGAGAUACUGCAGAGAGAAAUACACAGAUCUGGCCACCAUUGACAACAUGAAUGACACAACUGAGCUGAUGAAAAGUGUGAACGAUGGAGGUAAUCAGUAUAUCUGGAUUGGUCUUCAGAAGACGAGUGUUUAUAAAUGGCAUUGGUCUUCAGGUGAUCCUGCGCUCUUUCUGAACUGGCAUUCUGGACAACCAGACGACAGCUGUAAUUGUACUGUGAUGAGAAAUGGACAGUGGUUUAAUAAGGAAUGUAGUAAUAACACUCCUGUCUUUAUCUGCUACAACAUGAGCACAGGACUGGUGUUUGUCAAUCAGAACAUGAACUGGACAGAUGCUCAGAGUUACUGCAGACAGAAUUACAUUGAUCUGGUCAGUGUGAGGAACCAGAAUGAGAAUCAACAGCUGGAGAAGUUCAUUAAAGACAGUCGGGCAUUUGGAUCUGAAGUCUGGAUCGGUCUGUUCAGAGACCCAUGGCAGUGGUCAGAUCAGAGCAACUCCUCAUUCAGAUACUGGGCUGCUGAUUUUAAAGAUUUUGCAUACAGUGCAGCGAUUCAACCAAACAAACAGGGACAAUGGGGUGACUACUCUAGUAAUUACCACCAGUUUCCCUUUGUGUGUCAUGAAGAUAAACUGAUUGUGAUCCAGCAGAAUCUGUCGUGGUCUGAAGCUCUGAGAUACUGCAGACAGAAUCAUGUGGAUCUGGUCUCGGUUCAGUCAGUGGAGAUGCAGCGUCGUGUGAUGAACGUGGUUAAACUGGCGUCUACUGAGGCGGUGUGGUUGGGUUUACGUCACUCCUGUGCUUUGGGCAUCUGGUUCUGGGUGAGUGGAGAGACCGUGUGCUAUCAGAAAUGGGCUCCAGGGAACGGCACAUCAGAGGAGGACUGUGAGCCCACAGUGAGAUCUGGAGCAGUUCAGUCUGGAGGAAAUCAGACCUGGAUCAGCCGUCCUGAACCUGACAGACUCAACUUCAUCUGCACAAACUACUGAGAGUGAAGAAGUAAGAGGAUGAAUGUGUUCAUUUAUCAUUAAAGUAAUAAUUUUACAUUAAAUCUUCAACUUCAACUAAUGCUUUAUGAUAGUGAUGAGCAUAUCUGAAGAGCAGCUUUGUGGGGAUUUGAAAUCUUUCUGAAAUUACACUGUUAACACUGGGUUAUUUCAACUCAAAUUGGGUAAAAUAUAGAGAAACUCAAAUGUUGGUUCAAUAAAUUAAUAAUAAACAAGCAACUGAGUUUAUCCACAUUUGAUUCAAAAUUGAGUUGGAAUAACAUUUUUAGUGUAUUGUGAUUUCAUUAAGCUGACAGUCGUGUGAUUUCAUUGAAUGACGCUUUGAUAUUUCAUACGAUAUGCAAAAUGAUUAGAAAUUUCAGUGCUUUGUCACUUGUGAGUGAAGCUUCUGUGGACCCAUGUCCAUAUACUCAAUAUCUGGCAUCUGAUCAGUUUUAUACAUGAGUUUUCUUAAUUUCUUGUGUUUUACUGAUCCCUGUAUGAUGGUUAUAGGCAUGAUGGGUAAUUAUUUUCCACCUAUAAAGUUGUCUUUAUUAUUUCUAUCAUGUCUUUAUAUUAAAAUGACUGGUUGAAUGUGAAUCACUGAGCGUUAUGUACAUUAAG
Messenger RNA from Danio aesculapii, 1719 nucleotides. Its product is annotated as macrophage mannose receptor 1-like. The coding region runs from base 1 to 1098 and encodes 365 amino acids. The record is from RefSeq and is a predicted model, not a curated record. Lineage: Eukaryota; Metazoa; Chordata; Actinopteri; Cypriniformes; Danionidae. The transcript is spliced from 4 exons.